AAAAAAAUGGGAUUUCUAGACAUCUUAAACAUAAUUUUAGGAGGUUAUGAUGGCUACGCAAGAAAAUUAAAGGGAAAAAAACUUGAAUAUAGUGUUGUUAUCUGUGCAGGUGUAGCAUUUUUGCUUUUCGGGUAUGAUCAAGGUGUCAUGAGUGGAAUCAUAACAGAACCAUAUUUUAUCAAAACCUUUCCACAUUUUGGAUCAGAUCCUGAUUUGAAUCCCAAGCAAGCAGUAAGUUCUAUGGUUGUCGCAAUUUAUGAAAUUGGAUGUCUUCUUGGUUCGAUUAUGGUUAUUUUCUUUGGUGAUGUAUUAGGCAGACGUCGAUGUGUAGUAAUCGGAACCAUUAUUAUGAUUAUCGGAGCAAUCGUACAAACAUGUAGUUAUCAAUUACGUGAUUUGAUAGCAGGUAGAAUCGUUACAGGUAUCGGAAAUGGUAUGAACACUUCGACAAUCCCGGUCCUUCAAUCUGAGAUGGCCCACAAGAGUAGAAGAGGCUUUUUGGUAUUGUUCGAAGGUGCUCUUAUUGCUGGUGGGAUUGCUAUCUCCUAUUUAGUUAACCUAGGAAUGUGGUAUAUGAAUAUGACUGAUGAAGAAGUUCCUCAUGCAAGCGCACAAUGGCGUUUCCCAUUCGCUUUACAAUUGGUUUUUGCAAUAGCGAUGUUAUUGGGUGUUGCCGUAUUGCCAGAAUCACCGCGUUGGCUUGCAAAGCAUAACAUGGACGACGAAUCAAUGCACAUUUUGUGUAGACUUAGAAAUGGAACAAGGGAUGAUGCUCAUGUUAUUCAAGAAUUCAGUGAGAUCAAAGAAGUCGUCUAUGCUCAAGAAGCUGGCGGCAAAUUUUCAUUCUGGGAACUCUUUAGAAAUGAUGAAAACAUGACAUUCUGGAGAACAUCAGUCGCUUUCCUCAGUCAGGCAUUCCAACAAAUCGGCGGUAUCAACUUGGUCACUUACUACAGUACAACACUCUUUCUUAGUAUUGGAUUGGACGAUACUAAAGCCAGAAUUGUCACCGCUGGUAAUGGUGUUGAAUACUUCCUAUCUGGGGUCGCUGCCUUAUUUGUUAUUGACAGAAUGGGUAGAAUACCGUUGAUGAUAACUGGAAGCUGCAUCAUGAUUGCUUCAUUAGUGAUGCUUGUUGGUUUCCAAUCAUCAGGUCGUAGUGACUUGGCUGUAGGUAGUGCUGUAAUGUUAUUUGUCUUCAACACUGGUUUUGCCUUAGGCUGGCUUGGUGUCACCUGGCUUUAUCCCGCGGAAAUUUCUACAUUAAGAUCACGUCACGCUGUAAAUGGUCUUUCUACAUGUGCAAAUUGGCUUUUCAACUACCUCAUCGUUCAAAUUGCACCAAUUUGUCUCGAUACGAUCAAGUAUAGGACUUAUAUCAUUUUCAUCGCAACCAAUACAUUCUUCAUUCCAGUUAUAUGGCUUUUCUUCCCAGAAACAAAAGGACAUAGUUUAGAGGAAAUGGAUAGAAUCUUCGUUAUGGCUCAUAAGCAACAUCGUAAUCCUGUCUUCGUCGAAAGAGAAUAUACUAAACAAAUUGGAAGUUACGGACAAGGUCUUGGAGAUCAGGAGAAGACGAAAGUUGCACACGUUGAACGAUUUGAUGAUCUCAACGGACAUGACUCAGAUUCUGAUAAACAACAUUUCACAAGGUAG
Molecule: messenger RNA, 1656 nt
Organism: Wallemia mellicola CBS 633.66
Lineage: Eukaryota; Fungi; Basidiomycota; Wallemiomycetes; Wallemiales; Wallemiaceae
Product: general substrate transporter
Exons: 3
Coding region: 7-1656 (549 amino acids)
Biological process (GO): carbohydrate transport; transmembrane transport
Cellular component (GO): membrane
Molecular function (GO): carbohydrate:proton symporter activity
Source: RefSeq, a predicted model, not a curated record